This is a messenger RNA of Humulus lupulus (European hop), 3449 nucleotides long. RefSeq names its product probable LRR receptor-like serine/threonine-protein kinase At2g24230. NCBI's taxonomy places the organism in Eukaryota, Viridiplantae, Streptophyta, Magnoliopsida, Rosales, Cannabaceae. The transcript has a single exon. Bases 630 to 3224 code for a protein of 864 amino acids. Gene Ontology annotation, molecular function: protein binding; protein kinase activity; ATP binding. Gene Ontology annotation, biological process: protein phosphorylation. The record is from RefSeq and is a predicted model, not a curated record.
UUAUUUCUAUGCUCUCAGCUCUCUUCUGCUCUGUCCUUCUUUCCUUCCCAAUAUAAAACCACCUUUCUAUGUUUUGUUUCUUUCUCCUUUUUACACCCCUCUUCUCCCCAGACCUUAAAAAAACCUUCUUGGUUUCAUUAAAAAAAUCUUUGUUUUUUUUUUCUCUUUUACAUAAAAAAAAUGCUGUAAAAACUUGAACUUUACAUGUUCUAUGGUCAGAGACUUAGAGAGACUCAAAGACAAAAGUGCCUUCCACCUUUGGCUGUUUGUUUCUGUUGGCUUUUCUCUUCGUGAACCUGCAAACCAGACAAGGUGAGAUCACAUUCUUUCUUAAAGCCCCCACACAGAUGCUCCAUACUCCUCAAAAUCUCACUUGUUAUCCAAAUAAGUAGUAUUACUUUGCUCAGUUUUAGCCUAAAGUGAACAUCUUUCGGUAGCCAAGCUCAGUUUUACACUUGGUGGUGUUGAUUUAAUGGAGUUGCAGAAGCUGUGAAAGUGUUUUCUAAGGUAGACCCAGAAACCAUUUAUGGCAAUAUCAUGGUUUAGUUAAAAAUAUUCAAAGAGAAGCUUCUGGGUUUACUUUGUCUCACUCAAAAAAAAAAAAUCUAUAUUUUUUUUUUCUUCCAAAAAUGGGUUCUUGUUUAUUUGGUUUGAUACUUGUUACGGCAUUGUUCAUGGAGCCUUUGUCUUGUCAACAACAACAACAAGAACCCAAUUCAGAUGGGUACUUUGUCUCUGAGUUCUUGAAGAAGAUGGGCUCAGAUUCUUCCUCAUUUUCUCGAAGCUACAACUUCUCUGUACCUGUUUGUAAAUGGCCAGGAGUGUUCUGCGAUGCUAAAGAAGAACAUGUUAUUGAGUUAGUAGCUUCUGGUUUGGGUCUCUCUGGUUCUAUACCAGAUACCACUAUUGGAAAGCUGACCAAGCUUCAGACAUUGGACCUUAGCAACAACAAAAUUACCGGCAUGCCUGCAGAUUUAUGGAGUUUAGGCUUUCUCAAAAGCCUCAAUCUCUCUUCUAACCAGAUUUCUGGUUUACUGCCUAACGACAUUGGCAACUUUGGUCUUUUGGAAAGCUUUGAUAUUUCAAGUAAUGACUUCUCUGGUAAUAUUCCUGAAACUAUAGGCUCCCUUCUUAGUCUGAGGAGCCUUAAACUCAACCGGAAUGGGUUCGACCAGAAUAUUCCAUCUGGGAUUCUGAAAUGUCAAUCACUGGUUCUAAUUGAUCUUUCAUCAAAUCGGCUAAGUGGGUCUCUUCCAGAUGGUUUUGGUGCUGCAUUUCCCAAGCUCAAAAGCUUGAAUCUUGCAGGGAAUGAGAUUCGAGGCCGAGAGACUGAUUUUCUGGAGCUGAAAUCCAUCACUACUCUUAAUGUUUCCAGCAACCUAUUUCAAGGUCCAGCCUUGGGGAUGUUUAAGGAGCUAGUAGAAGUGAUUGACUUGAGCAGGAACCGGUUCCAAGGUCACAUUUCCCAGGUACAAUUCAAUACUAGCUAUAACUGGUCACGUUUAGUUUAUCUAGACUUGUCUGAGAAUGAGAUCAGUGGAGAUUUUUUACAUGAUUUUGGUCAAGCACAAAAUCUCAAACACCUCAAUUUAGCUCACAACAGAUUUGCUAAGCAGAAGUUCCCAAAUAUUAAAAUGCUUUUGGGACUAGAAUAUCUAAAUUUGUCUAGAACUAGUCUCAUUGGUGAAGUUCCUAGUGAAAUCUCACAGUUGAGUCAUUUGAAUACACUUGAUCUUUCUGAAAACCAUCUUGUUGGUCAUAUCCCAUUUCUGACUGUAAAGAAGCUCCAGAUUCUUGAUGUCUCACAAAACAAUUUGACUGGAGACAUUCCAGUUUAUCUUUUAAAGAAACUCCUUUGGAUGGAAAAGUUCAACUUUUCCUACAAUAACUUGACACUUUGUGCUUCUGAAAUUCCCCUUGAGACUCUUAAAACAGCCUUCAUUGGGUCAUUGAACAGCUGCCCCAUUGCUGCAAACCCGGCCCUUUUCAAGAAAAGAUCAGCUUCCAACCGACAUGGUCUAAAGCUAGCCCUGGCUUUGGCUCUCUCCAUGGUAUGCUUGCUUGCAGGGUUGCUUUUUCUAGCAGUUGGUUGCAGGAGGAGAAAUAGAUUGUGGGCAGUCAAGCAAUCUUCUUAUAAAGAAGAACAAACUAUUUCAGGCCCCUUUUCAUUCCAGACCGAUUCUACGACAUGGGUGGCUGAUGUUAAGCAAGCAACAUCUGUUCCAGUAGUAAUUUUUGAGAAGCCAUUGUUGAAUAUCACAUUUGCAGACCUCUUAUCUGCAACCUCAAACUUUGACCGAGGUACCCUUUUGGCUGAAGGUAAAUUUGGGCCAGUAUACAGAGGAUUCUUACCUGGUGGAAUACAUGUAGCAGUAAAAGUUCUUGUCCAUGGCUCUACAUUGACAGACCAAGAGGCUGCAAGGGAGCUUGAGUAUCUUGGCCGAAUCAAACACCUAAAUCUUGUUCCACUUACUGGAUAUUGCUUAGCUGGGGAUCAGAGACUUGCUAUUUAUGAAUACAUGGAGAAUGGGAACUUGCAGAAUUUGCUUCAUGAUUUGCCACUUGGGGUUCAAACAACAGAAGACUGGAGCACGGAUACAUGGGAAGAAGAUGAGAAUACUGGGAUCCAAAAUGUUGGCUCUGAAGGGUUGCUAACUACAUGGAGAUUUCGCCAUAAAAUCGCACUUGGCACGGCACGAGCAUUGGCAUUUCUUCACCAUGGCUGCUUUCCUUCAAUCAUUCAUAGAGAUGUUAAAGCUAGCAGUGUUUAUCUAGACUACAACUUGGAGCCUAGAUUAUCUGAUUUCGGAUUGGCUAAGAUUUUUGGAAACGGUUUGGAUGAGGAGCUCGCCUGCGGAUCACCAGGGUAUGUGCCUCCAGAGUUUUCUAAGCCAGACAUUGAUUCACCAACAUCAAAAUCAGAUGUCUAUUGCUUUGGUGUUGUGCUUUUUGAGUUGCUAACUGGGAAAAAGCCAAUUGAAGAUGACUAUCCAGAAGAAAAGGAAGCGAAUUUGGUUGGUUGGGUUAGAGGAUUGGUCAGAAAAAACAAUGCUUCAAGAGCCAUUGAUCCAAAAAUUCGUGAUACAGGACCAGAAGAGCAAAUGGUGGAAGCCCUCAAGAUUGGCUAUCUGUGCACUGCCGAUCUUCCUUCAAAGAGACCAAGUAUGCAACAAAUUGUUGGACUUCUUAAAGAUAUUGAAUCAAGUGGUAAUAAUAAUCAAUGAGCAAAAUGAGUAGAGAAGGAGGGGAAUCAAUCAAUACACUUUGGAGAUUCUUGUCUUAUUUUUCAGUUCUUUGUUUCUUUCUCAUUUUCAAUCUUGCCCUCUCUGAUAUGCCACAAGGGAAAAUGUACAGCAGUCCUGUAACCUCUGUUUUGGACAUGGUGCCUUUCUUUUUGGCCAACUUCUUUUUGGCUCUAAUUUAUAUACACAGAAUUUUGUUCCUUGAAA